Messenger RNA from Serpula lacrymans var. lacrymans S7.9, 1581 nucleotides. RefSeq lists its product as uncharacterized. Gene Ontology annotation, molecular function: magnesium ion transmembrane transporter activity. Bases 54 to 1448 code for a protein of 464 amino acids. NCBI's taxonomy places the organism in Eukaryota, Fungi, Basidiomycota, Agaricomycetes, Boletales, Serpulaceae. Gene Ontology annotation, cellular component: mitochondrial inner membrane. Gene Ontology annotation, biological process: mitochondrial magnesium ion transmembrane transport. The transcript is spliced from 13 exons. The record is from RefSeq and is a predicted model, not a curated record.
GGUAUGACCACUGACGGUCACGGUGAGGAACGAGUCUCGGUACAGUUUCGUGAAUGUAUAUGACUUGCCCUCUUUUGCUCUCCAGCAAUGUAACAAGGCUUUCCUUUCCUUCUACUCUCCAGCUCCUCACGCCCAUGUCCAUGUACCCUUCAAGCACGCGCUUUCGUCUCCUUCACUCGCUACCACAACUUCACCUGGCCGCAAGAUCAUCCCUUAGCGCACACAAUAAAAGUAGGACCAAUGGAAAGAUAAAAAUACGUAGCCUCGAGCAAUACCGGACAAUUUCAUGGAAGUCUUCCCUCGAAAUGCACUCUUCAGAGUCCAUGUCGGACGGCCAGGAAGAAAAUGCAAAAGCAGCAAUCCUGGACAAAGUCAUGCAGGGCCGCCAGCCGACAGAUCUUCUCCUUCGAUGUACGGUCUUGGACGACGUAGGACAUGUGAAGAGCAUAUCAGGCCAAUUCAAACGAUCCGACUUGUGUACAGAACACCGUUUGAACCCUCGUGACCUCCGCAAAAUAGACUCCCGAGUACCAAACUUAGUCCCCACUAUACUAAUACGAAAAGAAGCCAUCCUCAUUAAUAUACUUCAUAUACGUGCUCUUGUCAAAGCUGAUACUGUCAUCUUGUUUGAUACCUACGGUUCUAAUGACUCCAGGCUCCAUUCUGUUUUCCUCUACCAUCUAGAACAUAAUCUCAAAGCCAAAGGCAGUGGAGCCCCGUAUGAAUUUAGAGCGAUCGAAUCAAUUCUCCUAUCCGUCCUCAGCGCCCUCGAAGCAGAAAUGGUUUUUAUUCGUAACCUUGUUGGCGGCCUCCUCGCUGAAAUGGAGGACGACAUUAACCACGACAAGUUCAAGCGCCUCUUGCACUACUCGAGGCGUCUUGCGAGCUUCAAAAACCGAGCGAAGCUUGUCCAAGAAGCACUUGAGGAGGUACUGGAGCAAGAUGAGGAUAUGAAUGCCAUGUAUCUUACUGAUAAGAAAAACAACGCCUCCCGAGAGCUGCACGAACAUGAAGAACUCGAAGUUUUACUCGAAUUUUUCUCUAAGCAAGUAGAGGAAAUCGUCAACGAGGCGGAGAAUACUGAGAGUAACGUCCAAUCAACACAAGAGAUUGUAGAACUCAUUUUGGACUCAAAUCGUAACGCUCUUCUCGCUCUUGAUCUCAAAGUCUCCAUCGGGACCAUGGGUAUCGGCACAGGGGCCCUCGUAGCAGGUUUAUUUGGCAUGAAUUUGACGAGCCAUUUGGAAGAAUCCCCAUACGCAUUUAUAGGCAUGUCCGUCGCUUCUACCGCCAUCGCACUUUUCGUAGCAUGGGUGGGCUUCCGGAGGCUUGCAAAAAUCCGCAAAGUGGGACUUUCAAAUCCAAACAGACAUCGUCGCAAGACACAACAUACUAGACCAUGGAUACCACUGCCCCUGCGACGAAGAAACGCAGAUGGGUGGUCGUAACUCAUGAAACAGCAUACGUAUAGAACUUGGCAUAGAAUCAGGUAGAGUCAAAUCGGCUACAUAUAUAUAUCAUCCAGCGUAAUAUGAAUACAACAGUCCACUCAUCUCAUUGCUGUCGGAUAUGUCAGCGGCG